Myxozyma melibiosi is the source of this 2358-nucleotide messenger RNA. RefSeq lists its product as uncharacterized. The record is from RefSeq and is a predicted model, not a curated record. The transcript has 4 exons. The coding region runs from base 147 to 1991 and encodes 614 amino acids. Lineage: Eukaryota; Fungi; Ascomycota; Lipomycetes; Lipomycetales; Lipomycetaceae.
UGUCUGAAUAGUCUGGUAGCUUUUGUUUCUACUAACACCUUUAGGAGCCACGACAAAUAUCCGGUGUCAUACGAGAAAACGAGUUGUUCAAAUUCAAAGUCUAGAGCGUAGCAAUCAGCUCUACCGGAAAGAAAGAAGUAAAGUUGAUGUCUGUCGAUAUAUCCGUCCCAAGCAACAUCGCCUCGCAAACAAACAUGGACGAUCCCAUAAACUCCCUGUCGCUUCCAACCGAGGAGUCCGCUGUACAGUCAGAUGUCGAGAUGCUUGAAGGAGAGGACGCGGGAGAAGACGACGCAAUGCUUUUGGAUGAAGACGCGUACCCGCAGCCACAGGAGCAGGAGCAGGAACAGGUCUCGCCGAUGGACGAAGACGUCGUCGCGGAUGAGUCUGAGCAGCUGGAAGACGCGCCGCAGCAGAUUGAGCAGACGGAGGAUUUGGAGGUUAAAGAUGCUGAUGUUGAGAUCGGCGAGGCGGCUGAUAUUGCUGUCGAUGAGGAGGUGGUUGAGGCUGUUGAACCUACCUAUGUGGGAGAGAUCGAGCAAGUCAUUGUCGAAGCUCCUGUUGUCGAGGAGCCUAUUGUCGAAGCCUCUGUUGUCGAAGAACCUAUAGAUGAUGCGUCUGCGGAAGUGGCUGCCGCCGAAGAGUCAUCUGUCGAACCCGUUGCUGAUGGUACACCGGAGGUGGUCUCUGUGAUUGAUGAGAGUAUAGCCGAACCUGUGACUGCGCUGACUGAAGUUGCUGAAGUCGAUGCGGUCGAAGAGGUUCCUGUCGUUGAAGAAACUGAAGCGGCGGUUGAAGUCCCUGUUGUUGAAGAAACUGAAGCUGCGAUCGAAGAGCCGGCGGAACCAGAACCCGUCGAAUCUGCAGCCGCACAAGAAGCCAUUACUGAGACAGCCGUCAUUGUUGAACAAAGCGACUCUGAAAGUCCUGAAAAAGCAGUUGAAGAAAGCGUUACAGUCAUCUACGAGUCGACAACAGACUCUGCUCCUCAGUCAUACACCGAAGAAAGCGAAGACGCCAAGACAGCCAAGCCAAAUAUUGAGAUCAUUGACGACGACAAUUCGGCGGUGGUGAUUUCAUCGCCGUCCAAGUCCGAGCCAAAUAACGUGGUCGACGUCGAAGAAUACGAAGAGACUCGCAAUGUGCGGAUAAACUUCCCCGACAUCUGCGUGAUUUUGACCCACGAGGACGCGCACUACCUUCUCUGCCCGUCCGAUAACUCGGACAGUAUAGUCUCUGAGCUCGAAGCGCAGCCUAUAUUAGAGGACUUUGCUAGCCUGUCGCAGCCGAUCGAUACGCUGUUUGCUUAUCUGAGAGAUGUUUUUCAAGAUCGACUGGAUCAGGACGGAGAGCUGGUUUUGGAUAUACCUGUCCUCGACCUUUCUGUUUCUGAGGAUAACGUGUACACUCAUGAUGUGACUCCAUAUGAUCUCGUUGAUCUCUACUCAAGUCUGCUAGUGAACGACAACGAGACCCUUGCCGAGUCGCAGCCCUUAUUCCUCAACCUGACCGUACAGCCUCGGUUCAUCUCUCGAUUUAAUAGCAUCGCGACGUUGAUCCGCAGUGGGAAAGGCCUGAAACAUCUGCAUGGAGCUGCUGCUGAUGUUAUUGAGAUCCCGGAUGAGCCUGUGAAGCCGGUUGUUGUGCAGGAUGGGGAGAGCGCGACGGCGGAGGAGGUUGUAUCUCAACUGCAGCAGGAUGCGGAGGUUGAAUUUACAGAAGAAAAUGGUGUUGUGCCAGAAAUCACAGAGAGUGUGCAAGCCGUUGAUGCCCCAGUAGAGCCGCUAUCAGAAUCCGCACCAGAACCUGUUACAGAAGUUCCAGAGACCGUGUUUGAAACAGAGCAAGUCCCCGUCGCUACUUCCGAUGACGGAUCUGCCGAGCUUGCGAAAAUAAGUACAAAGCGCUCGUUCAGCGACAUUAAUAUAGAUUCAGUGGAAGAUACCGCAGAGCCAAAUGGAAAACGGGCAAAGUCUGAGGAAGCUGAGUAACUCAGAUAGCGUCUAUUCUUCUGACCUCCUAUUAUGAAUUUGCGAGAUCUUUUAUCAGAAUACGGAUGCCGAUCAGGCGAAUCCUCUGUAUGAUGGAUUUCUAUCAAGUUUCCGUCCUCGGUCUCGACCGAGCAGUGAUGUCUUUGUGCACCUUCUGUACUGUUGAGUGAGGUAAGGUGUGAUUCCAAAGUCCAAUAUCCAUACGCAGACAUUGGAAUUUCGCCGAGUGCUGCAAAAAGGACUGCAACCAGCUCCGCGGCUGUCAAGUGCCGUUUCAUCUCUUAGCUUACUCAACCCAAGCUAUGGUGGAUGAUAUGAUCAUUGUAUUUAUAGCCAUAUAAGCUGUUAUUGUAAUUGUAGACAUUUC